AUGGUAUCUCCCAAUGAUACAUGCUUUCAUCCAUCCUCCUUUAUGCUGUUGGGGAUCCCAGGCCUGGAACACUUACACAUCUGGAUCUCCAUUCCUUUCUGCUCCGUGUUCCUCACAGCUAUCAUCGGGAAUUAUACCGUUGUCCUUAUCAUUGUCAAGGAUGUGAGACUCCACCAGCCCAUGUAUAUCUACUUCAUUGUGCUUGGUUUCGUAGACCUCAUCUUAGCGAAUUCCACGAUGCCCAAGCUCUUUGGCAUCUUCUGGUUCCAGCAAAAUGAGAUUGCCUUCAGUGCAUGCCUCCUUCAAAUGUUCUUCGUGCAUGCGUUCUCCACCAUCGAGUCUAGAAUCUUCCUAGCCAUGGCCUUUGAUCGUUACGCCGCCAUCUGCAACCCACUACGGUAUUCAGCCACAGUGACCUCAAGUUUUAUUAUUAAAAGUGGAGUAUUGUCAGUGCUGAGGGGGGUGACGUACAUCCUUCCCCUACCGCUCUUGCUGAUCAGGUUCCAUCUAUACACCAGCAAUGUCAUUGUCCACUCGUACUGCGAGCACAUGGCAGUGGUCAGGCUCAUCUGUGCUGACAUCUCCUUCAAUGAUCACGUCGGCAUGGCCGUUGGGUUUCUUGUGCUGGUUAUGGACACAGUGUUUAUUACCUUCUCCUACGUGAUGAUCCUACGGGCUCUUCUAAGACUGACCGCCAAGGCUCGCAUGAAGUCCUUUGGGACAUGUGUGUCUCAUAUAUGUGCUAUCCUGUGCUUUUACACCCCAAUCCUCUGCUCCUCCCUGGUGCACAGAUUUGGAACAAAUGUCCCUCACCAUACGCACAUAUUGCUGGCGGACUUCUACCUCCUCAUGCCCCAAUGCUAA
Molecule: messenger RNA, 864 nt
Organism: Pseudophryne corroboree (corroboree frog)
Lineage: Eukaryota; Metazoa; Chordata; Amphibia; Anura; Myobatrachidae
Product: olfactory receptor 52M1-like
Exons: 1
Coding region: 1-864 (287 amino acids)
Biological process (GO): G protein-coupled receptor signaling pathway
Cellular component (GO): plasma membrane
Molecular function (GO): olfactory receptor activity; G protein-coupled receptor activity
Source: RefSeq, a predicted model, not a curated record